GUGACAAGAUGAGUCUAAACGAGAUAACGUGAUACAUACGAGCGUUUAUACGCACUUAUAUCACGAGACGCGUAUACUCGCACUUCCCAGAACUUCUUCCAGCGAUUUCUCCUCCCGCCUCGCAUUCACAUAGAUCCUUACGGUUCCCAACGGCACUCCGUGGGACUGACUAUGAGACCAAAGAAGAGACGUAGAGGAAGAAGCGAAUAGAGCCAGUGGGAGUCAGAGCCGCGAGGCAUCUAGCAGGGUUGAAUUGUCGUCCGGACAUCAGUCGUGAAGAUCUCAUUCAAGGUUCGAGCUAUGCGGCCGUACCUCGUCAUUUUGAUCUUCAUCGCGAGCACAGUACUCGCGCGAUACCAUGAAAAAACGCGUUUUGACCGAUCUAUUCACAAUGAGGAGGAAGUAAGGAACACAGACAACGAUAAUUCUAAAAAGAAAUGGUCUUUUACCGAUGAUAUAACACAAUUCGUCGCAUACAAGAGUAAGAAGGACAACGAAUGUUACCUUGAGGAUAUAAAUCAAAAUAACGAUGUACUGCGUACGAAGCAGCAAACGAAAGUACUUUAUGCAUCAACAAUUCUUACAAAACUGGAGGCAUGGCAUCUCGCUGGAGGCCGCAUCGUCGACUUUUGCAAUGGACGAAGCUUCAUUUUACUACAAGCAAACAAACCUGUACCUGGACAAACUCUGGAUCCCUUCCUGAAUGAAAUUCCAGUAGACGAAAACAUUUUCCCAAGACGAGUGGCUGAUGUGGUAUUAACGCCACUCAUAAGUCGCACGAAAAGAGAAAUUCAAUUGGAGAAACGUGAGAAGCUAAAUAAAAGAUUCGGCCAAUUUCGUCAACGCCGACAGACAAAUCAAUUUCGAGGAAAAUUUCGCGGUCAAACACAAUCUCAAUAUUUAAACGUCGGUAACGGGCAGGAAAAGGAGGGCAAAGCGGAAGCUGAAUCUACUCAGCAAUCUUCGCGCGCAGUAGUCAGUGGUAGUCGUGGUAUGGGACAAGCGCAAAGUAUGUCGUCAGGUGGUACCGGUUGUGAAGACUGCCCUGGAUAUCCAGGUUUCGAGAUUCCAGAUAAGUUACGAAUUCCAUCCGCAAAUGGUGAUAAAUAUGUGCCUGGCGUAGGUAUCAUGCGUCCUGGAACAGGAAUUGUACCAGGAGGUGUACUUUAUCCUGGUAGAAUUACCCCAGGUGCACAAACAACAUAUCCAGGUGGGAUAGUUCCUGGAAGAGUUGGAACUUAUCCUGGUGUUCUUCCUGGAACUAGACCGGGAACUUAUCCUGGAGGUAUUCAACCAGAUGUCAUAACGCCAGGAAGAGAUGGAAUGUAUCCCGAAGGCGUUCGACCUGGAGUUGUUCAGCCUGGAGGCGUUCAACCUGGAGUUGUUCAGCCUGGAGGCAUCCAACCUGGAAUUGUAAGCCCUGGAGGUGUUCAAUCUGGAGGUGUUCAACCCGGAGGUGUUCGACCUGGAAUUGUUCAGCCUGGAGGCGUACAGCCUGGAGGCGUACAGCCUGGAGGCGUUCAACCUGGAGUUGUUCAGCCUGGAGGCAUUCAGCCUGGAGUUGUUCAGCCAGGAGUUGUAAGCCCUGGAGGUGUUCAGCCCGGAGGUAUUCAACCUGGAAUUGUUCAGCCUGGAGGUGUGCAGCCUGGAGUUAUAAGCCCUGGAGGUGUUCAGCCCGGAGGUGUUCAGCCCGGAGUGAUUUUUCCAGGAGGUGUGCAACCUGGAGUUGUUCAACCUGGAGCUAUUCCUCCUGGAGUUAUUCAACCUGGAGUUGUAAGUCCUGGAGGUGUUCAACCUGGAAUUGUAGGUCCUGGAGGUGUUCAGCCUGGAGUUGUAAGUCCUGGAGUUAUCCAGCCUGGAACUGCGAUACCAGGAGGUGAUGGAAUAUAUCCAGGAGGUGUUCGUCCUGGAAUAGUGAUACCAGGUGGCGAUGGUAUAUAUCCAGUUGUUCGUCCUGGAGUAGUUACACCAGGUAGAGAUGGAAAAUAUCAACCUGGAAUCACGGGAGGGCCGGGAACAUAUCCCGGAGGUGUUCAACCUGGUAUUCAACCCGGACAAAUUAUCUAUCCUACUGCUGGUGUUACCACGUCAGUAACAACGGGUGCUACGAUUACUGGCACUGGAAUUUAUCCAGGUAGUAUAGCACCCGGAACAAGUCAACCAAGCGGAAUAUACAUAGGAGGUACCCUACCAAUCGGAACAGGUGAAACUUAUCCUGGAACUGUAUCAGGAACUUACCCUGGUGCCGUCGUCCCAACAGGAAUAGCAGGUCAAGGAGUAUACCCUGGUGGUGCACAGCAGACUGGCGCACUUUAUCCCGGAGGAGUUGCGACUGGUAUCAUACCAGGCAGAGACGUCACCUAUCCAGGAUCCGGUCUCGUUCCUGGCAUGGUUCCGGGUACAGAUUCAGUAGCUGGUACUGGUACGCAAGUGACAAGUUAUCCAGGCGGCCGACCAACAGACGGUCAAGUGAUUUAUCCAGGUGCUGGAGGUGUCAUUCAACCUGGUAGGAUUCCUGAUGGAACAGGUGUUAGUCAAAUCACAUAUCCAGGUACAAGCACAUAUCCUGGAGGUGGUCAAGUUGUAUAUCCUGGUGGCAUACAGCAAGGUAUACCUCCCAGUGGUACUCUGUAUCCCGGUCAACAAAUUUAUCCCGGCGAUGGUAGACAAGUGGCAACAUAUCCAGGCGGACUGUAUCCAGAUACAGAUACAGGAAUCUCGAGACCAAGUGUCUCAGGAGGAACGGUCAUACCAGGAGGAACCCAGUAUCCAAUCGGUACAGGAGGUCAAACAAUAUCUGGUGGAGCAGGGGUCGCUCCUGGACAGUAUCCUGGUCAAUAUCCAAGCAUCGGUCAAGGAGUAGGUGCACCUUAUCCAGGAGUAGGGAGGGUCACAGAUGUUGGUGAAGCUGGUGUGACGGAUGACGGUGCCGAGUCGCAGGCUUCAAGUUCAGUACAGCAAGAAGGCUCGGGUACACAAGCGAGUGCUUCAGCUCAAGGUAGAUAUGGUCAGGGCACGGCCCAAUCGCAAGUGACGGGUAUCUAUAGUGGCUCCGGCACUUUCUCCGCUCAGGCUGGUACCAGCGACGCUAACAAAAGCGCUCAAGCAGAGGUCAGUGGUGGUAAAGAAGGUGCUACCAGCAAUGCGCAAGGUAUAGCUGGUUAUGGGAAGAGUCAAGCGCAGGUUCAGCUGAAUUCCGACUCCGGAGCUACUUCGACAGGCGCUCAGAGCAGUGGUUGGAACCAUGGUACCAAUUCUCAGGUGCAGGCGAGUUCCAAGGGCGGAAUGGCAGACGCUCAGGCUAACGGCGAAGGUAACACGUCCAGUCAGGCACAGAUCGGCUUCCAGCCGUAUCUGAAGACCGACGAGAAGCUAGAAAAACAUGCGUCACCCUUCCGUGGCAGUGGAACAGCCUCGGCUCAGAGCGGUACUCACAGGGGCCAAUCUCAGUCGCAACUGCAGGGUGCUUUUCAAUACGGAAUCACUUACACCGGUGCGGCCCAGGCCGGUUCCGGAUCAGGCGUUGCGUCUUCUAGAAAGCCUUUCAACUUCAGCCUCCCUGAGACUGAACUUUUCAAACCAUUUAAGCCGCAGGCUCCUCUAAAAAAACCGACGAACGUCGAUAAUUCUCAACCGAACCAAUCAGCUUCCAGCCCGGACUACGAGAAUAGACAAGACGAUCACGAACAAGGUCUACAGAGUAGCUCGACUUCAAGACAAACCGUCGUCAUAGGUGUGAGAAACAAUCCAGAGGAUUCUGCCGACAAGAAAGUGCUGGCUACGGAGAAGCAACGAACAGACGACACGAUGUAUGACGAGUACGACGAUGAUUACGGAGAUGAGUACUACGACAGCACGGCGACGUCAACGUCGACGGUGACAACGACAAGCCCGAUGAAUAACGGUGCGAGAGCUUUCACACAUCAGCGCGGCAAAAUCAAGACUGCUCAGCGACAAAGUCAGCAGACGCAAAUGACGCAGGUGAUCAAAGACGACAGAUACGACGUUCAUGUUAGCCAAGACUCACCUCGAACGGGCGACGUCCUGCAGCCAGGACAAUCUCUGAUGGGAUAUACGAUACCGCCUGGUUUUCGUGGCAGAGUAAUGUCGAUCUCAGGUACCGAGACCAUUGCUCAGGGUGAUGGUAAGUCACAGUCGCAGACCGUGUCUUUAAUACCGAAGAAUUCCACGAGCACCAAGCCGUCGGCCACGGAGACCAGGUCGCUUCAGACCAGUCACGAACGUCACGUCGAGCGUCAUACGUCGAACAGUAAGAGUCAGGCUGGCCCUUCUUCCGGCCAAGCUGCAACCUCGGACAAGCACAUAAAACCCUUAUCGACUUCUGUAACUAUAAAACCGAGUUACUAUACCGUAAGCAACAGCGUCGCCGGCAAGAUGAACGGUAAUAACGCGCAAAAACAGUAUGAGCAUCGUUACUAUACCAAGAGUUCUACCUGCGGAUACUUCACGUUUUCCUGCAACGUUGUGUACGGCUCUAACGGUAGGACGAAAAUUUGCAAGCCGAAAGCACCGACGUAUCCGGACGGCACACCUAUGAGAUGUUGAGCAGCCAAAAUACUCACAGAGGGAGAGAGAGAGAGAGAGAGAGACAAUAUGUCGAUCAUUAUGUUCUAUAAUCGAUUCCGCAAAGCAUCUCUUGUUCUGAAUCGUCCCGUUUCCGCUCGUCGUACGUGACUUGCUUCAGUUGUAGAAACCAAUUAAUCGCUUUCGCACGCAUAUUGACACUGUAACUUAUUCUAUCUGCAAAUUCAAUACGAUUCCACUUCCUGGCAGCUUAGUGCCAGUCGUGCGUAAACAUAAGAAUUAAGCAAAUACAACAGAGAGACGUCUCGAUUUUAUGGAUUGGUAAUCCGAGUGUGUAAACUUUCAAAUCCAUAAUAUCGAAGAUUCAUCGUACGUAUCAUAUAUACUCUGACAUUAUAAGUUUAUUUUUUUUAUUGAGAUAUUUCCAAAAUUGAUUGUAUAGUGUGAACAUGUUGCUACAUCAAUCGCUGCUAUUUAUUAAGUUUCUAUCAAUAAAAUACACUUUACUCAAAAGCAAAAAUUCUCUUUUGAUCCUUUCCUCAUAGUAGUUAGGAAAGAUAAUUAACAAUAAUAUUCGAUUUGUCGUAGUAUCUGUGAAGAUUUGUUCGAAUGUUGUCUAUUGCAUUAUUCGCAUGUAAUAUUCUUGUGGUAUACGCACGUAGAUUAUUGUUCUAGUUUACGUUCCAUAUAGAUUUUCGAUAUUGACAUAAAAGGUU
Messenger RNA from Harpegnathos saltator (Jerdon's jumping ant), 5261 nucleotides. RefSeq names its product mucin-19. The coding region runs from base 301 to 4566 and encodes 1421 amino acids. The transcript has 5 exons. The record is from RefSeq and is a predicted model, not a curated record. NCBI's taxonomy places the organism in Eukaryota, Metazoa, Arthropoda, Insecta, Hymenoptera, Formicidae.